Messenger RNA from Juglans microcarpa x Juglans regia, 1781 nucleotides. RefSeq names its product probable methyltransferase At1g29790. The transcript has a single exon. Lineage: Eukaryota; Viridiplantae; Streptophyta; Magnoliopsida; Fagales; Juglandaceae. The record is from RefSeq and is a predicted model, not a curated record. Bases 349 to 1764 code for a protein of 471 amino acids.
AAAAAAAAAAAAAAAAUCUGUAGACUCUGAUCUCAAUAUCCAUUUCUUCAGCAACACUUAAAACUACAUGGUAUAAGUUUAUAACUUCAGUUAAUAUCAAAGGCCAAUCCUCCCCCUCCCUCCUCUUUUUCCUGGCAAAGUUUUCAGCUUAGAAUCUCAGGUAUAUCGUUCAAACCAUUUUGCUCUUUUACUUUUUCUCUCAGUCCAAAUUCUGUUUUUUAUCGCUUUCAAGGAUUACUGAUUUAUUGCUGUAAAGAUCAUUUCAGUUUCUGUAAAUGCUGUUGUCGCUGUUCCUUCUGCUGAAAAGAACUCUGGGAAAUUUCAAAGUCCAGUUUUUAAAGUACAGAGAUGCCUAAACCAAACAAUUUUAUGAAGUUAAAAGCGUGGAGAGGGCGGCUUCACAGGCCAAUGCUUUUGUUGGUCAUCUUUGCUAUUCUCAUGUCCAUUGUCACCUUAUCCAAAUUCUACUGUGUCAGAUCUCUUUUUCCUACAGAUACUUUCUGCAACCACAUGAAGCCUGACAGCCGAAAUGGAACUGGAAGUGAAGUAAGAAUUACUAUCCAAACAGUAAUUCAGAAAAUCCAACUAGAGAUGAGCACGAUGAGAGAUAUGCCAACCAACUCAUCCUCAUCAGCAUCUCUAUCGAGAUACAGUGCGUUUCUUGCAGAUAUCCUUGCGCUCAUCGAGUCGACGCAUGCGUCUUUACCAUCCAGUGAAGAUCCUUAUCAGCAUGACAGUGAAAGGAGUAGUCUCCAUACUCUAUCCAAUGAACCUGCAGAUUAUUUCUUCAUUGAAGAGAUGCGCAAGUAUGUAAGAAUGAAGCCCAACAGACUAGGUAAACAGAACUUCAUGGGAGCAAAUGGAACUUUCACUAGCAUCGGCCAUGCUUGUUUUGCUGUGAAGAAAGAGCUUGAGGAGUAUAUGGAUUAUGAUAUUGGUGAAAUCUGCAAUGAUGAUUGGAAACUAGCUCAAAGGCUUAUGAUUCAUGGCUGUGAUCCGUUACCAAGGAGGAGAUGCUUCUCAAGAGCCCCAAAGCUAUAUAGCAGGCCAUUUCCCAUCAAUGAGUCUUUGUGGAAGCUCCCGGACAAUAGAAAUGUCCGAUGGAGUCAAUACCGAUGCAAGAACUUCACUUGCCUGGCCAGCAAUUCCCCUGGAAAGGGAUUCUUCAAAUGUGCAGAUUGUUUCAACCUUUUGCAUCACGAAAUUCCCAGAUGGAUUGAACAGGUAAACUUGCUGCCGAACUCAAAUCUGACUGCAGAUUUCCUUAUACCUAAAGUGCUAGGAAUUAAGCCUGGAGAGAUCAGAAUUGGAUUGGAUUUCAGUGUUGGAACUGGGACUUUUGCUGCAAGGAUGAGGGAGUUCAAUGUCACAAUAGUCUCAGCAGCUAUCAAUCUGGGGGCACCCUUCAAUGAAAUGAUAGCUCUUCGAGGACUUGUUCCUCUCUACUUGACAAUAAAUCAACGGCUCCCCUUCUUCGAUAACACUCUCGAUAUGAUUCACACGACAAGAUUUCUUGAUGGCUGGAUUGAUUUUGUGCUUCUGGACUUUGUAUUGUAUGAUUGGGAUAGAGUUAUAAGGCCUGGGGGUUUGUUGUGGAUUGACAGCUUUUUCUGUUUGAAAGAGGAUCUGGAUGAUUAUUUAGAAGCCUUCAAGAUAUUAAGGUAUAAAAAGCAUAAAUGGGUUGUGGUUCCAAAGCUGGAUAGAGAUGAUAGAGAGGUAUUCUUUUCAGCUGUAUUAGAGAAGCCACCUCGACCUUUCAGAUAAUCAUAGUGUUGCAUCCA